Phalacrocorax carbo (great cormorant) is the source of this 715-nucleotide messenger RNA. The record is from RefSeq and is a predicted model, not a curated record. Lineage: Eukaryota; Metazoa; Chordata; Aves; Suliformes; Phalacrocoracidae.
GUAACGAAGCGGAGGCCAACCGGACGCCUUACGCCGAUUGCGCAGGCGCUGCGCCAUCCGCGCGGGCCCUUACGCCGAUUGCGCGGGCGCUACGCCACCCCCGCGGGGCCUUACGCCGGUUGCGCAGGCGCCGGCAGCCCUUUACCCGUAGGCGCGGGGCGGCGGCCGCUACGCCGUUUGCGUGGCGCGCGCUGUUGGCGCGGCGGCGGCGGCGGGGGCGGGGCCGUAUCCGUGCGCCGCGCACGCACCCUCCGGUCCCGGCCCGGUCCCGGUCCCGGUCCCGGUCCCGGCCCGGCCAUGAAGUUCCUAUACAAGGAGGAGCACCCGUUCGAGAAGCGCCGCUGCGAGGGCGAGAAGAUCCGUAAAAAGUACCCGGACCGUGUCCCGGUCAUCGUGGAGAAGGCGCCGAAGGCCCGAAUCGGGGACCUGGACAAGAAGAAGUACCUGGUGCCCUCGGACCUGACAGUGGGCCAGUUUUACUUCCUGAUCCGGAAGCGGAUCCACCUGCGGGCCGAGGACGCGCUUUUCUUCUUCGUCAACAACGUCAUCCCCCCCACCAGCGCCACCAUGGGCCAGCUCUACCAGGAGCACCACGAGGAGGAUUUCUUCCUGUACAUCGCCUACAGCGACGAGAGCGUCUAUGGGGCCUGAGCCCCCCCCCCACGCCCCCCCCCGGCCCCUCGGCCUCGGCCUCAAUAAACGCGACGGAGCCGCC